CAAAAUUUCAAUGAAAUAUCUAGAGUGGUUUGGAAGUUAUGAUAGAAAAAUAGUUUUUUUCUUAGAAUUUGAACAACAAAAUUUGGUGCAUUAAUUUCGGAACACCCUGUAUAUUUGGCUCCAAACAUUGUAUAUAAAAAUACUAUUCUACUACUGAUUUUGUGAACCAUUCUACCUGUACUACAGGUUAUAGUCGCCGCCACAAAUAUUCGAGAUUCCUACAAAAAAUUAUUUCUUUGUCGGCGAUGCCCGGAUAAACAAAAACCGCAACACAAACUCUACUGAUAAGGGUUGAGAAUAAAUUUAGUCCAAGAGCACAGAGAGAUUUGAUUAAGUACUUACUUUCUUGCAUUAAAUAUUUGGAAGACAUUUAAGAAAAUUGAAAAAUAAUUUUAAACAUAAAACGAAUAAUUUCAAGCCAAUAUAAUCUUGUACCUACUCAAGCGAUUCCUGACACGUGCUCCCUGAUUAAAUGCAAGAUAAUGUAAAUAUACUUUUUUGUACGAAUCUCGAAUAUCUCUGGCGGAUACUAUACCAAUUUAGUUUUAAUAAAUAAGAAAUUCUCAUAAUCACAUACCUACCUACAUAGUUAUUUGAAGUUAAAAUGUUAAAAUGUCAAAACUCUUGAUAAGUAAGUUUACACAGGUGGAUCAUCAAUGACAUUAUAUCUAUGUUAAUUUUUUAUUCAAAUGCCACAAAAUUCAAAUUUGUUUUGAUCUACCUUUAUAAUGUUGAAUUUUCUUUGUCAGGAAAAUUAAAUUGAAAAGUUUGAAUGGGGCCUCUAACUGGAGCAAAAGAAUCGAUUAAUUCAAACAUUAAAUUACGAUAUUUGCGAUCUUGGAAUUGGAAAUUAAUUGUUUUAAAUUUGAAUAUUGAUUAACAAAAGUUGAAAUUUUUAAUUGGAGUUUUUGCAUUUUUAUAUUGACAAAACUCGAAUGAUUUGUUGGAAAAAUUGAAAAACCUGCUUGAAUUUUCCUUCAUUUAUUUUUUCCUUUACAACAGAUUUAUUUCAAUCCUUUUUCAUCUUCCUUGUUUUUUCAUUAUAAUAAUAUUAUUGAAACGAAAAAUGAGACAAAAAUUUUGUGUGCGAAAACUCCAUUAGCAAGAUUUUUUGAAGAUUAUAUAAAUGGUGGCCUUUGAAAAUAUCGUUUCAGUUCAACAAAAUGAAGAGCCUUACUCUGGUUUUGUUGGUAGCUGUUUUAGCGACAACUACAGCUAAAACCAUCAACAAAAUAAACGGCCAAAGGUUGAGAAGACAAAAUGGACAAUAUUAUCGGCCACAGCAAUUCAAACCCCAAACAACAGAAGGUCGUUACAAGCCGGACAAUUCUGGCAAAUAUGUCGACAAUUCAGGCAAAUAUAUUCCCGACGAUUCUGGAAAAUACAUUCACCAGGAUGUUCCUUACGAGCACAUACUUGGACCUAAUGGUGGCGUUGGCGGUAAUGGUGGAUUCGGUGGCGUUGGAGGUGUAGGUACUGGCGGAGGUACAGGACCUGGAGGUCCAGGAGGUCCGGGAGGUCCAGGAGGACCCAAUGGCCCUCCAGGACCCCCUGGUCCACCCGGUCCCCCAGGACCUCCAGGACCUCCUGGACCCGAUGCCAAAGGGCCUAAAGGUCCGUCCGGACCUUUCGGACCUCCCGGAAAAGGACCCAAGAAUCCAUUUGGACCGACAGGAUUUCAUCCAAAUUCUAUCGAAUUUGGUUAUUUACCAGUAAGACGAUGAAGACUUUAUUUUUUUGUUAUAUUAAUUUUAGUGUUAAAUAAAUUAAUGUAAAAUUUA
Ceutorhynchus assimilis (cabbage seed weevil) is the source of this 1781-nucleotide messenger RNA. The record is from the annotation of a GenBank genome assembly. NCBI's taxonomy places the organism in Eukaryota, Metazoa, Arthropoda, Insecta, Coleoptera, Curculionidae.